This is a messenger RNA of Spinacia oleracea (spinach), 1984 nucleotides long. Its product is annotated as F-box protein At5g07610-like. The record is from RefSeq and is a predicted model, not a curated record. The transcript has a single exon. NCBI's taxonomy places the organism in Eukaryota, Viridiplantae, Streptophyta, Magnoliopsida, Caryophyllales, Amaranthaceae. Bases 484 to 1689 code for a protein of 401 amino acids.
AAACUGAGAAACUUCCUUAAGCUUGACUCAUUCCAAGCAUGACAGCUGCUUAUUGCAGCAUUUGCUCAUUGAUAGUCUUAUUGCAGUUCAGUUUUAAUUUUUCUGUUAUUCACUUUUUUAGUGUCAUUUUGUCUUGGCAGAUAGAAUAAUGUGACAGUCAUUUUUAAACCCCUUUCUCAAUAUCUGUUUUUUAAGAAAAUAGUUACUUGACCUGGUAUACUUUGAAGAGGUGCUCUCUCCUUGAUGUUUAUUGCCUGGAUGUAUGUUAUUUGGUUGCCUGGUCUUCAUGUUGACUUUUAAUAUAUUUUGUUCCUUUUAAAAAUUAGAAGCAGAAAAUGACGUAUUUUUUGACGUGUUAAAAGGGUAGAGGACUCCACGUAUCAUAUCUUGGACAAACUCGAAUUUCAUUCUAGGAUAUGAAAGUGCAUUGAGUUGAACUUUUUUUUUGGGGGGAUAAAUAUAUCAAAUGAAUCACUAGAGGCAAUGAAAAUAAGGAUGUUUAGCGACUCCAGUUUUGAUCCAUUGGCCUUUUUUGAUGAUGAUGAGUACUUGUCAGCUGAGAGUAACAUUGAUAUUGAAGAUUUACCAGCUGAGUUCAUCGAUGGGGAUGAAGAGCUAGAAGCUGGGUUUUACUUCUCUUUACCUGAUAUUUUGCUCCCAGAUUUUGAUUUUCAGCUGAAAGAGCCCUUGUGUCCUCCCAUGUCCGACAACGAUUUUCUUCGGUACUAUUCCAUUAAACCUCCUUUUGUAUCCGGCCUUGUGUUGAUCCCAAAACAUACAUCACAAAGACCUCAACCUGAGUAUGUCUCGCUCAUACAAACUCACACCAAAAUUCCAGAUAUUUCAUUUCUUGUCAGCCGAAAUCUUCAGAUUUUACAAUCUUGCAAUGGUUUGUUCCUUUGUUUUUCUCCUUCCUCCCAAUUGUAUUAUCUCUGUAAUUUGGCAACUCAAGUCCCAGAGGUACUUCCUAGUUUUGUUUCUGCAAUUAACCAUUUUGCACUUAAUUUAGUUUUUGAUCCUUACACUUCGCCUUAUUACAAGAUCAUUUGUGUGCAAAAGCUAGAAUUGCAAAAACCACUUCAUCAAAUAUCUAUCUACUCGUGUGAAACUCAAACUUGGGAAUCAUUAGGGAAGCCUUUUAUAGCACCCCGUGACAUUGAUUUUAGUGAUGGAGUGUUUUGCAAUGGUGCAAUUCAUUGGAUGGGACGUACGUCGCUAGGUCUAUACUUCAAUUUGGAGGAAGAGGUUCUAAGAGAAAUGCCUAAGCCUCCACUGAAGGAAGGGUAUUCCUUGGUUAGCUGUGAAUACUUUGGGGAGUCUAAAGGUCAUCUUUACUACGUAGUCGCAUCACCGGAGUUGUCUUUUCUGGAGAUAUUUGAGAUGAAGGAAGACUAUAGUGGGUGGUUUCUGAGGAGUGUGAUUGAUUUGAAAGCUUUAGCAAUGGAUUUUCCGGUCAUGGCUCGUAGGUCUAACAACCCUCAUCCUAUCUUCCCGCGCUAUGAGUGUGAUGUGUUAUCUGUUGUACAAGGUUAUGAUGAUGAAGAUUUAGAAGUCUCACUCUCAAUUCCUGGUGAAGUCAUUAGCUACAAUCACGAGAAGAGAUCUGCAAAAAAGUUGUGUGAUCUUAGGCUAAGGCCGGAUGAUAGGGAAGUGUGGUAUAGGGUUUAUUCUUCCUAUCAAGUACUUUGAAGAAUUGAAGACAAACUGUCCUUUGUUUUAUAUGGUCCCUUCGCUUCAACCAUGCUUCAAAUUCUAUCUUUUUGUAUGAGCGCAGGAUUUUGUUUUAGCUGUACUGAUUAUUUCCCAACGUCUGACUUUCUCAGACGUGAAUAUGUAGUGCAGAAAAGAAGAGUGAAUUUUGUAACACAUGAAGAAUCAAGCAAAAUCUGUGUGCUUUUAUUAUGUGUAUUUCACUAAAAACUACUGUAUAUGACUUGAACUACUUUAAAUGUGUGGUAAUAUGACUAAUGUCCCAUUAGUUUUG